ACCCGCCGUACAACACAUUCAUAUUAUACAAGGCGUCAUGAAUAUCAUUCACACAUAUAACAUCCAUAAACAAACAUAAUAAGUAAUUCAUUACGCAGCGGAAAACAUAGUUUGAAAUCAGAUGCCACACAGGGCAAACAUGAGCACGCAGGCUCUAAAGUAAAAUAUCCAUGAGCAUGUUUAUUAAUGUUCUAAAACAGAAUGGAGGAAGCACGAACCAAGUCUUCUCCCCGGGAAAUCACUCGAGCAAUGAGCACAGGAAGCAAGCUCUAGCCUCAACCUGAAAUGGUGGUGGGACGCCCCUGUUCACUUAGCCGCAGAUCCAUUUUUUUUUCUUGCUAUUCGAAGCACAAAAACAAGUAACCGCAGGGGAUUUCAUUCUUUCUGUUCAUUCACACUUAGCCGCAAUUCAGUUUAUUCAUUGGAAGCACAAAAUCAUUAGCCGCAACAGACAACCAUAAUCCAGGGAGCUUCAUUUUUCUUUCAAUUUCUUCCAUUCUAGUUUAGAUUUCAGCAAGUAUUGUAAGUUGAUCUUCAUUUACGGUAUUAGUUGUUGUUUUUUUAGACUGAAAUUCAUGUUUUGUUCUUCUCCAGUUAAUAACUUUCGAAUUUCCCAUUUAAUUAAGUCAUUCUUCUUUCUAUUUUAAUCAAUUAUUUAUCUAGAUUCUCAUCAUGUUUAUCAAUGCUAUAGUCAUGUUAAUUUUAAGUAUGAGUAGCUAAUUCUGUAUAGGGUUUGAAUUGGGGCUAGGGUUCAUGGGUUCUUGAAGGUGUGAAUUUAGUUUUUUUGAAAUUCAAUUAAUUUUCUGGAAAAUUGUAUAAGAUUAAUCAUAAUUGUCUAUAUGAAUUUGAUCACCUCAUAUAUGAAUUUUUGGAUUUAAUUCAAUUCUUGUCUAUGAGAAAUUGAGUUAAAUUAGCUUGGGUCUUAUACAAGCAAUCUGAUCUUAGAAAUAAGUUAGGAUUGUGAAAAUUUGAUUUAAUUCUUGUCUAUGAGAAUUCAUUUAAUUUUCUUUCCAGGAACAAUUGAAAAUCAAUUUUACUUAAUUCUAAUCCCGAAAGAACACCCAGAAUCCGAACCAUCCAAUUUGAACCCUGUUUUAAUAUUCUGAAUCAAUUUACUUAUUUUUUUUAUCUAUUUAUUUUUGCACUUGCUUUUAGUUAAUUUUUUUUUAAUCACCAAAAAAAAAUUAUUCGGAAAGAUUACCAUGACUUGUGCUAGCCUGUGAUCACAGACUGUAUUUAAAACUUCCUUUUUGCCACUCCUUGAGAGACGAUACUCGUGGUCUGGUUAUUCUUCGGAUUAGCCAACUACGUUUUACUUCACUAAAAAAAAACACCGAUCAAUAUACAACAAGUAUUUCAAACACAAGACCCUCAAAUAGGGUGAUAGUACAAUAUGGUUGUAACCCUAAGUUACCCCGUUUGAAAAUAUACUUACUUUAUAUAAAAGUCAAGUAGUCGGCCCGUGGGCCCAAGUUCGUUUAGAAAUCACCAUUCCCAUUCCCCGUGACUAUAAGCCACGACAACUCAUAGAGUCCAACCCUAAACAUGACAUUGUAUUCUAGAGCUCCGCUCUAUCACAUCACCAUACAAUUCAUGUCACUCGGGUCAAUUUCCUUAUCUUGCAUUCUAGAGCACGGCUCUAUGACAUCACCAUGCAAUCCUUAGAGCUCCAACCCAAUACAUGACAUUGUAUUCUAGAGCUCCGCUCUAUCACAUCACCAUACAAUUCAUGUCACUUGGGUCAAUUUCCUCACCUUGCACGAAGGUCCAAUUCCUAAGCAAACCUAUGCCUAGAGUUGACAUAUCAACAAACUACCUUGGGUCAUCCUUAAAGACUGCCCAUAACAUAACCUUAGCUUCAUACUAAGUCAUUAUAUACACUUGAGUUAUAUUCAAGUGCAUUGCAUACAAUCCAAUUCCUAGGAUCAAUUCUAUCAACAAUUUCCAAUAAUCACUAACUAGUAUUUCAAUACUAUUAAGAUUAUUGUUAUCAUACAAAUAUUCUCAUUUUGUAAUUCUCUACAUAUUUAUAGACAUGUAGCAGCAACUUAAGUAUUCAAUCUCAAUACAUAAAUAUUCAUUUAUGUAUCCACAUAAUUCAUACAUGAGUAAAACCUCUAUUUCACAAAAUAGUUCUUUUAUAACUCUUUUAAUCUCAUAUUGUUCAUACAUCCUCAAAUCAUUUCCAAUUUCAUUCUUUGGAAACUAUAUCAAUAUUUCAUCAAUAUUUAAUCAUCAUAAUCCAUGAAAAAUUAUGCUUUAGGCAUUUAGGUAAUCUCAUGCUUAACCUACAAGUUGUAAGCAAUUAGAUGUCAAUCCUCACCUUAAAUGAGCUUUAAAACUUUCCUUCUCGAUCCAAUGACCAAAGCCUCUUGACUUGCCGAAUGAGUAGGAUUCCUCAUCUUUAUAAUCGUCAAAACUUUCAAGGGGUCUAGACAUCAACUCCUUGAUUCUCUCAUAUACUUCAACGGUUUUCGGCUCCAUAAGCUGUGUAAUUAGCUUAAGUCGUUUCAUACUUCUACACAUGGAAUCCCAGUCAAUUGGAUCUCUAUUAGCCAUCUUUUUUUUCCACACCAUUCAUUCUUGGGCCGGAGAAGGAUGAUUUAUACUAAAAAAAAAUUAAAUUGUCACGGUCUUAGUCACGGCUUUAUCCGUGACUAACCUGUCAGACUGGCAGCCGGCGAGGUGUCAGGGCAGCCGGUAUAGUCACGGUCUUACCCGUGACUAAGACCGUGACUAAUUCAAAUUUUGAAUUUAGUCACGGUUUUAGUCACGGAUAAGACCGUGACUAUACCGGUCAAAGGCGGCUGAUGCCGCGUGGUUGAUUUCGUUGAUUACGAAGAGUUUAGUCACGGAUAUUUCCGUGAGUAAAUCCGUGACUACUCUCUCAUAUAAAACUAACACUUAGCAAAUUUUUUUCUAACCUACGCUUCCAAACCCUAUUUUCCUCUCAAACUCUUUCCCUUCUAACUUCCCCUUCCACUGCCGCCGUCCUGAGUGCACCGCCGCCGCCGUCCUCCGUCCAUUGCCAUUGUCCGCCGCCGGUUGCCGCCGUCCACUGCCGUCGUCCACCACUCCUCUUUUUUCGCACCUCACUCUCCACAUCAAGAUGAGCAAUGAACAAUCAACCUCGCGUGCCCGCCCAAACUAUGUUCCCUUAACCGAAGCUGAGCGCAACAAUGAAAAUGCGCUUUGGGUGACGCCUCACAUGGUUGCAAACGAUCAAGAAGUGUUGGACCGAAUCAAACUCAUAAUUGGAGGACACUUUCUUGGGAACUGGGCAAGUUACACGGAUGUUGACCCCAAGGUUCGUGAACUUUGGUGGAACCUAUUCAAGGGCCAGUUUCGAUGGACUGAAGCCCAAGGUCCCGCUAUUCUUAGAGCGUAUAACGCUAGGAUUUCAAACUGGCUUCGUCCUACUUUUAGGCGUGCCCGAGCGAGCGGGGUAAGGCCUGGAUGGUGUUCAGAGGAGGUGUGGGCCAACCUCGUCCAUCACUGGUCUUCUGAUCCAAACUUCUUGGCAAGAAGUCAAUCCGGUAAGAAAAAUCGGAUGUCCGAGAAGGCCUUGGAAACCCAAUGGCAUGGGGGCCGCAAACCUCAGAGUAAACAUAAAGAAGAUCUUGCGGGGCCUGAGAAGAAGAAGGUCUCAAUUCUCAAGGUCAUUAAGCACUGCUGGACAAAGCACGGCGAUGAGUCGGAAGCCGACCUGCCACCCCGCCUCGCUGAAAUCGAAACGAAGUAUAACACAAAUGUUGAGAAGAAGCGGACGGAAUUAGGCUUGACUCAGGAGGAUGAGAUUGAUUCUGAUGUGGAAGAUGAAGCAAUCGUUGAGGCAGAUGGGGUGUACAAGGGCCGGGUUCCAUGCAUGGGGGCCGAGGGGCAACGGAUUUUGUACGACCGCAGCGGCGCUUCUUUCUGCGUGUCUCGUACAAUAAUGAUGAGGGGAAACGGAUUUUGUACGACCGCAGCGGCGCUUCUUUCCUAUAUCAAUCAAUGCAGAUAUAUCAAUGUUGAAAAGGGUGAACAUACCAAUAAUGACGUCAUUUUCGGGUUGCUCUUCCGUACUGCGCUAACCAUCCUUGUUCUCCCUGCCUAGCUUAGUACGUAACAUAUAGUAGCUAUUUGUUGUAUUUUAUAUGCCAAGGAACUUAGGACCAUAUGGAAAGAAAAUUAAGGUUGCAUAUUUAUAGUGAAAAUCUUUAGACUCUCACCGC
This is a messenger RNA of Cuscuta epithymum, 4214 nucleotides long. The record is from the annotation of a GenBank genome assembly. Lineage: Eukaryota; Viridiplantae; Streptophyta; Magnoliopsida; Solanales; Convolvulaceae.